Molecule: messenger RNA, 2289 nt
Organism: Eleginops maclovinus (Patagonian blennie)
Lineage: Eukaryota; Metazoa; Chordata; Actinopteri; Perciformes; Eleginopidae
Gene: nfil3-6
Product: nuclear factor, interleukin 3 regulated, member 6
Exons: 2
Coding region: 324-1451 (375 amino acids)
Biological process (GO): regulation of DNA-templated transcription; circadian rhythm
Cellular component (GO): nucleus
Molecular function (GO): DNA-binding transcription factor activity; DNA binding
Source: RefSeq, a predicted model, not a curated record
CGGUCCUACACACAUAGAAAGAAGCCCUGCUGGUUCAAGUGAGGAUAGGGCCCGUCCCGAUCUGAACUCAACGUUACAAAUACGAGCUGCGCUUUUCCAAGUGGAGCAGAGUGGAGGUGCGCCACCAGGACCGUAAUAUGAAGUAACAGCCGCGAGGAUCCGCAGUGUGAACCAGCGCGAGGCAGAGCAGCUGAUUCCAUUACCGGACAGGGAAACGCGACUAACCCGAGUUUUAUUUACAGGUAGCACUGUUGCUGCAUCCUGAGACGCACAACACAGCAGAGCAGGACUCAAAGCGACUCAUCCGACCCCGGACAGGAGUGAUGUUUGAGGAGGAGUCGCAGCAGAUGAGGGGGCAGCAGGAAGUGGCCGUGCUUCAGCCUCUUGAAUCCCCUGGAAGUCCAGAUGGAAGCAAUGCUGGAGGUCCCAUGUCCUUCACCGAUGAGGCCGUGUCCAUCCUGACCUCCAGCAGCAUGUUGGCCCGGUCCCUCCUGGGUCGAUCCUCGGCCGUCAAGCGCAAAGAGAGCCCGUCGUCCAGCAUCCGACGCAAGCGUGAGUUCAUCCCCGUCGACAAGAAGGACGAUGGCUACUGGGACAAGAGGAGGAAGAACAACGAGGCGGCGAAGCGGUCGAGGGAGAAGCGUCGCGUCAACGACAUGGUUCUGGAGAGCCGUGUUCUGGCUCUGCUGGAGGAAAACGCUCGACUCAGAGCCGAACUGUUGGCACUGAAGUUCCGCUUCGGCUUGGUCAAAGACCCGUCCAACGCCAAUAUCCUGCCCCUCUGCGCAGCUCCUCACCACGCCGCUCAGACCUCAAAUCCUCAGUACUACCUCCACCGAGGAGAUGGUUCCUCAUCCUCUCAUCCCAACAACCACCUGCGGGCCUCCAGGGAAGCCGGAAACAUGUCCGAGGACUCCGGGUUCUCCACGCCAGAAGGGUCCAGCGUAGGCAGUCCGAUCUUCUUCGAGGACCGGCUGAGCGAACACGAGAAGUUAUCCCCGCACGGCGGCGAGGAGCUGGGCUACGACCUCCACCACUCCCCCGCUGAAGUCCACCACAUCGCAGCGCCCGUCGUGGGGAGAAUGGAGUACGCCGAGUCGAUGAAGAACCUUCCUCACAAGCUGCGGUUCAAGACGCCCGGUUGCGGGGAUGCGUACGACAUAGCGGGUGACCACAGACGAAGCCCCGUGCCACCAACUCAAGCUCUCAAAGGACUUAGUGACACGGCAACAGGCCACUGGACCCAGCAGCUGGAGGGGGAGGACGGCAGGAAGGGGAGUCAAUUCAACCCCACCUCCACCAGCUACAGCCUCCAGCCACCUCACACGCAACCUGAGGUGCAGUACAAACACGAGAACACUCACCUGAAGACGCAGCUCAACUCUCUGAGCAUGGAGGUGGCGCAGCUGAAGAAGCUUUUCGCAGAGCAGCUCAUGGCCAAAGUCAACUGAAAACUGGGAGGGUGGAGACUUUUAGAGGAGACUGGUUUUGUUCCUAAGGCUGGGCGACAUGUAGAAAAUAAAACACCACGAUAUUUCUGAUCACAUACCUCAACGUAGUAGGGUUGGCUAUUGGUGCUUUCACAAAAUAUUCCAGAUUUUUCACAAUUAAUCGUCAGUGAUUUGCAUAUAAGAGGGUAAAAAUCUAAAAACAGUGGGAAAGUUUUAAAAAUUAAACCUUAAAGCAAUCUUUGAACCAGGAGAGACAUUUACAGACGUUCAAAUAGGAUUGCGAUGUUAGGAAAUCCACAAUUUAGUAUCACCAUAUCAAUUUAAAUUUGACUUAUCGCCCCGCCUUAGUCAAACCAUGCUGGUGUUGACUCUUUGACAUUUUUAAAUACUGUAUUAUAUUGUAUAGCAAGUCUUUAACACAUCUCAUAACCUGCUGUUUAACUUCUUAAUCUCACCGAUACAUGUCUUAUAUCUGUAGUAGUGUUUCAUAGUUUCCAUACACUGUGAUGCAACAUUACACUGUUUACAUCACGUUAUGAGGACACAACACUCUCUGGGGGUUCACAGUGGAGUGUGUACAGGGUUAGAACCUGUAAACACACAGGAAUAAACAUAUGAACUGCCUAAACCUCCUCUUAGCGUUCACAGGAAGGUUUGUUGGGUGUCUCGUCGCUCACCGUGUGUCACAAAGAGAAAGAUACCGUGCUGUUUUGGUGUUCCACGUCUCACUUGUUUCUCUGUUUGAAAUUCUUCCACACUGCCAUGUUUACUGUGUGAUUUAAUGUCUGCUGUCUUUCUGUACAUUUUCAUAUUCAAAAUAAAAUACAUUUGACAGACA